Messenger RNA from Cydia pomonella (codling moth), 3597 nucleotides. RefSeq lists its product as uncharacterized. Bases 656 to 3172 code for a protein of 838 amino acids. Lineage: Eukaryota; Metazoa; Arthropoda; Insecta; Lepidoptera; Tortricidae. The transcript is spliced from 14 exons. The record is from RefSeq and is a predicted model, not a curated record. Gene Ontology annotation, molecular function: acyltransferase activity, transferring groups other than amino-acyl groups.
ACAAUCAGACCAAGAUAGGUUGGCAGCAAUAUUGACAGCCCAGACAGUGAAAUUGGGUACUUGACACAUGUUGAAUAUUAUAACAAAAUUUAGUUAAAUGGAUAGAAAAUGAGCCAUUGUAACGUUGUACGAAUACGUAAAAAAAAAGAAAGAAUUUGGUACCAUUCUAUUCCUUACACUUUAUUGAAAAAUAAAUUGUAUAACAACUAUACACAUAAACGCAAUAUUUUAGGGUCAAAAUGGCAAUUUCCUUGAUCUUCCAUACAUUUAGGACUAUAUGAUGUGACGUCACAUCACCUUAUCAUUUUGUUAGAGGCGUUUCAAUCGUCGAGUGCGAGCGUCAGACUUUAACUCUCAUUUCUGAUCUUUGUGUUGCUUAAAUGCCAUGAGUUCCAUAUAGACAUUUGAUCCUCAGGAAAAUCAAGAUCGUUUGACAUUAUUUACAAAUAACAGUCAAGUAGCCAAUUAUGACGUAUACUUAACAUUUGCACAGGCUGGGCUAUCGAAAUCGCUGCUUGCUUUGCUUGCUAUAUUUGUUUUUAAGUUCGAAUCCCACCCCUUCGCUGUUACAAGAAAGCAAUUGUUAUGAUUCCCUCCACCGCUCAACCGUACACACUAAACACACAGCUCUGCAACCGCGCGGCCUUCGCUCGUCAUGUACAAGCUAAUCCUUUUACUAGUUAUAUUUAUCUCAGUAGAAUCCCAUAGGAAUACUACUAGAAAACUACGAACGUUUAGAGGAGAGUUAGACAGCUUGUACAAUGUAUAUGAUCCCUCUUAUUUGGCCAUCGUGUGGCCUACUAUAAGAAAUGGUGUGCAUUUGGCGGUUAAUAGUGAAUGUUUUGGCGAUAUGAAGGUGUUUUUUAGUGAUUACGGUAGAGGGCGAGCUUGGACCUAUAUUGCGGUGGACGCCUCGGGUCGCUACAGCUCUGGAGCCUACAGCGGUCGCCGCCACUGGCUCGGCUCCAAACAGCAAUGCCUGGACUUGGAUAAGUACAGAAGUACCAGGGAAGAUAAAGAAGUUUUGGCGAAGUUUCGCGACGACGUGUACCUCAAUGCCGUGCUACGGAAGGAUUUUACCCAAGCAGGCUCUGACGGACCGUUGACAGCGCUAGAGAAACUCCACCGAACCAGAGAGGCCCCCGUUCAUCUGGCCUACUCCGUCGUGCGCCUCCACCUCAACGUUACUAAGCUCGACUUGACAGCAGGCUCUGACCGACCGUUGAUAGAGCUAGAGAAACUCCACCGAACCAGAGAGGCCCCCGUUCGUCUGGCCUACUCCGUCGUGCGCCUCCACCUCAACGUUACUAAGCUCGCCAUGGCUAAGAGCCUAGAAGUUAUCCAAGGCCUGUGUCUCCCCCGCUCCUGCUCACCAGAAGACGUGACCGCCAUCAUAAACUUCUCCAUUAUGAUUACCGACACCCUCAAAUCUAACCACACCACCCCUAGGACUGUCAACAUCAUCAACUCCCGACGCAUAGAAGUCACAUAUGACCCAAGAAAUGACUACGCUGCUAUCACCCUAUCAGCUAUCACUUUGGGCUUAGUAAUUCUAUGCAUAAUAGCUACUUUACUAGACUACGACUUACUAAAAUGCCGGAGGAAUGUAUCAGCGAAAACGUUCAACGUUCAAAAGUACAAUAAUGAUUUGCAAAUUCACAAAUCAAAAGAUGAAUUAACUAUUAACAAUGUAGAGAAUUCUAAUAUCAAUCUGAUGACAUUAAAGAAGUAUAAGCAAAACGCAAUGCCUCAAACGCUCGACGUAGUAUCUUUGGAGAAUACUAACAGUUGUAAGCGUUGCGGCAAGUAUAAAAAACAAUGCGUGAACCCAAUGAAGAGUGAAGUUUACCAACCAUGCCCUCGAGUCAGAUACGAUAACUCCAUAUCUAGCUUGAAAGUUAAGAGGAGUGUAUCCCAGUAUCUGCUGCUCUGUUUCUCUCUAAACUAUGGGUGGAAGAGGAUUUUUAAUACAAACAUGGCGAAUAAGGAUCUGUCGAUUAUGCAUGCGUUCAGGAUUGCGACUACGUUUUGGGUGGUGUUUAUACAUGUGGCGACUAUGGUCAGUUAUUUGUCAGACAACGAUCCAGAGAUGAACAGCAGCAACAACGUGUUCAUGAUCCUCGCCACGGGAUCCUUGGCCUUUGACACGCUCUUUUUCGUCAGUGGCCUCUUCAGCUCAUAUCACUUCUUCUACCUGAAGAGCCAGUACAGCGUUGAGGAGCUGGUGAGCUUCGGCGGCGUCUGCGGUCAGAUCUUGCAACUGUUCUGUUUUAUCACCAACAGGGCCGUCAGACUCCUCCCAUCCUACAUGUACGCGAUCUUCUUAGCGUCAGUGUUGUCUCGGGCCACACAGGGAACGUCGGUGUUGGAGCUGCCUGGUGACGUUGACUGCGAUCUCACGUGGUGGCGGAAUAUAUUGUACAUCACCAACUUAUACCCCCAACAUGAGCGGUGCCUUCAAGUAUCCUGGUACCUGACGAUGGAGACACAACUCCACGCUGCCGGCGCGUUGCUCUGCGCCUUGGCGGUACGCCGUCGUGUCGCGCUCGCUGUGGCUUCUGUCAUCGUGUUGGUCGCCACUGCGGGUGACGUGGCGUCCGCUUUCGGCGAUUACAGUAAACCAAUGGCGGACAUGUUCGCGGCGUACCACCUGAUGCUGGAGCGGCCCUGGGCGCGGGUGGCGCCGUAUUUCACCGGCGUGUUCGCCGGGUGGCUAGUCAGGAGGAUGGAUGGACAACUCAAGGUGUCAAAGGUGACGUCCACCUUUCUCUGGCUGGCGUCGCUGUCAGCGCUGAGUGUGGCAUCAGCGGUGCCGUGGGCCGGGCCCGCCUGGGUGACCUGCUUCCUGCAUCUUCUCUGGCCCGUGGUUCUGCUGUGGCCGGCGCUGGUGUGCGCUACCAACUAUGCUGGCCAGAGCCGUCAGCUCCUGGACUCCGGGCCGGUAGCGGCGCUCAGCAGACUUUGCUAUAGCGCGCUGCUCCUACACGGCCCUAUCACGAGAACGGUCCUUCUCAGUUUGGGUGUGCCGCUUUGCUCGCAGACUAUGUGCAUUUGGUCUUACUUCGCGGGCACGACGCUGCUAACUCUCGUCGCGUCUCUGCUCCUCUGUCUUCUGGUUGAGAUGCCAUGCUGCAGUCUCCUAAGGCGGCUUUCUGACUGUGCUACCAGUUAAAUAAUCUGUAAAGCUACGUCCACACUGCACCUUUUUCGUUCAGCGAGAGUACUAACGGCCUUCUAGUCUAGUCGGCAGUGACUGCCUACGGAACGACAGAGGAGCAUUCCACGGGCCCUCCCGUACGGACGCAUUUUAUUUCGUCUUCUUCGGUAGACAAUUUCAUGGAAUGGUCCUAGAUAAGAAGCAAAACCAUAUUUAUUUCAUACGUAACUAUUUCAUCUUUGUUAUGCUCAUUGUUGAACAUAAGUUUGUCUCUUUCUCUUGUGUUUGCGGGGGCUCGUUAGCACGCGCACAUAUCUCGCUUGCCUAGAUGCGAUUAAAGAGCAAUUGUACAAUUAAGAGGAAAGAGGACGGCCGAUUCUCCAUACAAACGUAGUCCCCAUUUUCCUCUGGAUAUUGACAUUUUGGAAAAUAUUUUUACA